AAGGUACUCUACUAUCCACGGUUGACGAUAAUAUAUACACAAGUGAAGAGGUCCAAGUGUGUUGGGAAACUAAUAUACUAGGCAGUACAAUAAAAUUUAGGAAACUAAGUAUACCAGAGUACAAUACUACUCCGUAUAUUGAAUCGAAAUAAUACGAAAUACUAUUCAUUCGAAAUACUAUAUUGACUCAAUAUUGUUUCCUAAUAUUGAUUCGAAAUAAUGGCGAGCGUAUACCUCUCACACUUUUGCUUUCCAAAAAUAUGACGCGCUCCUUCGCCCAACGGAUCUACGCAUCUCUUCUCUGCAGCCAUCGACGCAAGACAUCCCACGCAGUCAUCGAGCUAAUGUCUUCUUCGCUGCUUCUCACCUCCUCGCAUCCGGUCAUUCCCUGCUUCCCACCGGUAUGACGGCGACGGAGAUGGUCUGCAUCGGCGACGAAAGCUUCAUCUUCUCCAUUUUCACUGCUUUUCUUCGCUAUCCCUGUUCAAAUCUGUUAACAAUUUCAGAUCUGUAAGAGUUCAGAUGGGCUAUGGGGCUGGGGCGAAGAGGGCGGUGGUUGUUGGGGCAAGGAUGCGCUGUUGGUCGGUGCUAGGGGCGGAUUCGGUUGUGGAGGGGUUGCUGGGCGGAGUUAGGGGCGGAUUCGGUUGUGGCAAGUUGUUGGCUGGCGCUGGGGGCGGAUUUGGUUGUGGCACGUUGCUAGCCGGCGCUGGGGGCGGAUUUGAUUGUGGCACGUUGCUGGCCGGCGUUGGGGGUAGAUCUGGCUGUGGCAGGUUGCUGGGUGGCGUAGGGCGGUGCUUGGGGGUGGCUGGGGAGGAGGUCGGGGGCUGGGAAGGGAUGGGGAGGUGGCUGGGGGCUGGAAGGGGCUGUGGAGGUGGCUGGGGCCGGAAGGGGCUGUGGAGGUGACUGGGGGAUGGGGGAUGGAGAGUUGAGUCAGGGCUGGGGCAGCGGCCGGGUGGCGGUGGCCGCAACAGUGGCUUCAGUGUGGCAUGUCAAUAUGGCUGAGUAACUGUGGUCGGUGGGCCCGCAGUUAUAGUGACCGGAGUCACGGACAGUGACUUUUGUCCGUGAGGCAGUCACUGUGACGCCGGAGUCACUUGGGCGUAGUCACUGUGAUUGGUUGGACAGUCACCGGUCCGUGGGGCAGUCACUGUGACGCUGGAGUCACUUUGGCCGGAGUCACUUUAAUCGGAGUCACUAUCACCGGAGCAACGACGGUGCCAGCAGCGGCAGCGGCGGUGCUGGCGGCAGCGGGGUCGGUGGGGUCAGCGAUGCGGGUGGCUGCAAAGGAAUAUUAUUAAAAUAAAAAAUGUAUUAUUAAAUAAUAGGAUUAAAUGACUUUUAGUCACUUUUUUGGAAAUAUUUAAAACAUGUCACAUUUUUGUCUUUUUCAUUCUUGUUAGUAAUAUUAGAAUAAAAAGUAAUUGUCCCAUAUAGGACUAAAACAAGACUGAAAUGCAAAAAUAAGACUUCUUAUCUUUUU
Cuscuta europaea is the source of this 1480-nucleotide messenger RNA. The record is from the annotation of a GenBank genome assembly. NCBI's taxonomy places the organism in Eukaryota, Viridiplantae, Streptophyta, Magnoliopsida, Solanales, Convolvulaceae.